Molecule: messenger RNA, 1472 nt
Organism: Darwinula stevensoni
Lineage: Eukaryota; Metazoa; Arthropoda; Ostracoda; Podocopida; Darwinulidae
Source: the annotation of a GenBank genome assembly
AGUUUCAAAAAAUCGCUGGUGGCAAAAAAUUAGCCAGUAUUUUCCAAAAAAAUGAAGGCAUGAAACUCACUUUUGAAAGUUCCGAUGAUGCAGUGCUUCGUCAGCUUCGUGCUAAAGCUAAUGAAACGGUUGAUUUGACUUAUAAACGCCUCAAAGAUCGUAUUGAUGAACUCGGUGUUACGCAGCCAAAUGUCUCGCUUGAUGCAGCUCGUGAUUUGAUUGUUGUAGAACUUCCGGGUGUAGAUAACCCUCAACGGGCGCGCAAUAUGCUUCAAGCCACCGCAAAAUUGGAAUUUUGGGACGUUUACCGCGUCAGCGACCCAGGCAUUAUGCCUGCAUUUAUGAGUGCUGAUGAAAAAGUGAAGCGUUUAAUUUCGGGCGAUACGACUAAAAUUGUCAAAGUUGAUUCUGUUUGGCAAUAUAAACGCGACACAACUGGCCGAAUUAUCGAUUCUACUCGUGUUGCUAAGGCGAAUAAAGUAGGCAACCAAUAUGAGCUUUAUGCUAUCAAAAAAAGUAAAGGGCGCGAAGAAGCUCCACUUGAAGGCGACCGCGUGACUGAUGCUUCUGCCAACCCUGACCCACAAAGUGGUGCAGUAGCAAUUUCGUUGAAGAUGGAUAAUAAGGGCGCGAAAACUUGGGGCGAAAUGACAACUAAAGCCGCACAAGAUAAUAACCGUGAAAUUGCGAUUGUAUUAGAUGAUAAGGUGGUGUCUGCUCCGCGAGUUAUUAAUCCAAUUACGAGUGGCGAUUCUCAAAUUACAGGCGAUUAUACGUUGCAAGACGGCGAAGAUUUGGCAAAAAUACUACAAAUUGGAAAACUUCCUGCCAAAACAAGGAUUGUACAAGAAUCUGUGGUUGGUCCUUCUCUGGGGCAAGAAAAUAUUAAUAAAUCAUUGCUUUCAUUAUUGCUCGGUUUGGUGGCAAUUAUUGGCGUAAUGAUUAUGUAUUAUAGCACAGGUGGGGUGGUUUCUGUUAUCGCGCUUUUAAUUAAUAUUUUCUUGAUUAUUGGUGUACUAACGUCUUUAGGAACUGUCUUAACCUUACCCGGCAUUGCAGGUAUCGUAUUGACGAUGGCUGCCGCUGUUGAUGCCAAUGUUAUUAUUUAUGAACGGGUGCGUGAGGAAUUAGAUGAAGGCAAAACUGUGGCGCAAGCGAUUAAUGAUGGGUUUAAAAACUCUUAUCCUGCCAUUAUUGAUGCCAAUAUAUCGAACUUGCUCAUUGCAUUGGUGAUGUAUUAUUUUGGCUUGGGUCCGAUAAAAGGGUUUGCUAUCGUGUUGAUUAUCGGUAUUUUAUGUACCCUAUUUACGGCUGUUUUGGUGGCACAUUUAAUUUUGGAUUGGAUGGUUAAUAGAGGCAUGACUCCAAAAUUUUCUACGCCAAUGUCAGCUCAUGCCUUCAAAGGAAUAAACAUCGACUGGGUCGGAAUGCGUAAAAAAGCAUAUAUGUUUUCGGCUGCAAUCAUCUUGGCA